AUGGCAUCUAAAAGCAUCAUCACGGCCACGUUGGGCAUUGCUGGCUGCGUCUCGGCAGGAGGUUGGAGACAUGGUUCAAGCAGUAGUGCUAUAAAUCUGCACAUCCCACAAACGGCAUCUGGAGCUUCGAUCAAGCACACUUCGUCCUUCUCCAGCUUCUCUUUCGAGCCUGCGUUUUGGGUCGAGUUUUUCGGCAAUGCGAGUAGCCCGAACAAUUUCACACUCAGCGCGUUGAGUCUUCUUCAUGAACAUGGAGGCAAGCCGGAGAUUCGACCUGGUGGAAUUACCAUGGACAGCAUGAUCUUCGAUCCAUCUGCAGGCAACCCAGUCAGGAUCACGAAUGCAAAAGGAGGAGUCUACCGCACGACAGUUGGUCCGGAUUACUAUAAGAGCUGGUCGAAUUUCCCCGAGGGCACAAAAUUCAUCUCGACGCUUAAUUUUGGUAAUGAUAGCCUGGAUAUCGCCCGGGAUAUGGCGGUCGCCUCGAUCAAAUACCAGCCGGAUCUUGUCAAGUAUUUUGAGUUGGGAAAUGAGCCGACGAAUUAUGAUCCGGAUAGGUGGCAGAAUAGUACUGCUAACUACGUCAAGCAGUGGAAGGAGUGGACUGCUGCGAUUGAUACCGCUGUGAAUGCUGAAGCUGGAGAAGCGGUCUCGAAUGAGCUUGGAAAGGCCCGCUGGGAGGCUUCUUCGGCGACUACGGAUGAGACGCCGCUCCAUGUUAGGCCUGCUGAUAUCAUUCCAGCGGGAGUGAACUCUGCUGGGCAAGUGGCGGAGUACAGCAUACAUUCGUAUGCUUUUGCAACUUGUGAUCCUAAACGAUUGGCACUCGCCACUAUCAAAAAUAUUCUAAACCACACCGGGCUCGUGGAGUACGCCGACACCGAGAUCGUGCCAUCGGCCAAAGCAGCUCUGGAUUCUGGAACACCUUGGAUCAUAGGAGAAUUCAACUCCAUCGCCUGUUCCGGAAACCCUAAUGUCUCUGACACAUUCGCACAAGCGCUCUGGGAGGUCGACACAGAGCUCAUCUACGCUGUACGGAAUGCUUCGGCAUGCUAUCUGCACCAAGGCGCAACUCUAGUCUUCCAAUCGACUACGCAAAGCAAUACCGCCGGUGAUGACGGAUCUCCAGGUUUCUCCACUUACUCCAUGUUAUACCCUAUUACAACUUCCAAACGCGGUCCCCAGCGCGUGCUUCCAGGGUACACCGGUCUGCUUUUCCUCGCCGAAGCUUUCGCCACAGCGGGAGUGCAGAUCAGAGCCUUAGACACGCCAACAUCACUCAGCAGCGACCACUUUUCUGGCUAUGCUUUCUACAACAAUGGCACUCUAAGCAAACUCGCUCUCAUCAAUAUGAAGCCAUAUUAUGCAAAUUCCACAGACGACUAUACAGCCGAGUUCAACGUCUUUGCCGAACAGAAGAGCUAUGCACGCUUCGGACACGGCCGACAAGCAUAUGUCAAGCGCCUCACAGCUCCAACGGUGGAUGAAAAGUUAACAGAGAAAGUCACUUGGGCUGGGCAAUCGUUCAAAGAAGCCAAGGUAGAAGGAGAGGUUGCCAUCGAACGCGUUGGGUCGGACGGUAUCGUCAAAGUCCGAGGCAGUGAAGCCGUUCUCGUCUUUUUUGAUGAGAAAGAGGUCUGCGACUUGCGAGAGUCAAGCCAAUCGAAGUCCUCAGGCUGGCGCGGGCGUUGGUCUUGGUUGGGCGGUAAGUAG
Molecule: messenger RNA, 1713 nt
Organism: Pseudocercospora fijiensis CIRAD86
Lineage: Eukaryota; Fungi; Ascomycota; Dothideomycetes; Mycosphaerellales; Mycosphaerellaceae
Product: glycoside hydrolase family 79 protein
Exons: 2
Coding region: 1-1713 (570 amino acids)
Source: RefSeq, a predicted model, not a curated record